Messenger RNA from Trichomonas vaginalis G3, 324 nucleotides. RefSeq lists its product as uncharacterized. The annotation marks the transcript as partial. The record is from RefSeq and is a predicted model, not a curated record. The transcript has a single exon. NCBI's taxonomy places the organism in Eukaryota, Parabasalia, Trichomonadida, Trichomonadidae.
AAAAGAAAGGUUCCAUUAGCGAAUGCAGAAAGCGACAACAUUAAGGUGUAUGGUAAGGGUGAAGUCCACGAAGCCCAUAUAAAACCUUCUGUUCAAACUGAGCCACCAAAAGAACAAGAAGAAAAGAAGCCAGAUGUACUUUCAAUAACGAACCAAGAGCUUAUUGCAAAGUUCGUGAAUUUCAUUGAAAAACAAACCGAGUCAAAGAACCCUGACCCACCAGUGAAAGAAGUUGAGACAAAAGAGAAUGUACAGUUCAUUGAAAAUGUCAAGAAACAACUUCCACCACGAAUGCCAAGAAGAAGAGUGAGAAUAAUGAAGUAA